Messenger RNA from Sphaeramia orbicularis (orbiculate cardinalfish), 2002 nucleotides. RefSeq names its product cytoskeleton associated protein 4 (gene ckap4). Lineage: Eukaryota; Metazoa; Chordata; Actinopteri; Kurtiformes; Apogonidae. The record is from RefSeq and is a predicted model, not a curated record. The transcript has 2 exons. The coding region runs from base 117 to 1646 and encodes 509 amino acids.
CUGAUACGCUGCUGGUCCAGUGGGCCUGGACUGGAAACGGCUCUGCAUCCACGACUGCAAAACCAGCGGCUGCACCGACACACACUCACUCACAUCCAACCGAGCUCCCUCCAACCAUGACUGCGAAAAACAGACAUAAGAGCAGCUCCAGCGACAAAAGCCAAACAUCCAGCCAAGAUGAUGCUUCCAAGAAGAGCCCAAAGAGCACCAGUAACGGGCUCAGUGGCUCCGCAGCCCAGGGGCCAAAGUCAGGGAGCUGUCUGGGGCUCUUUGUAUCCGCUGUGUUUUAUAUUACUUUAAUAGGGGCUGCGGGUUUUGCUGCUUUUCACCUACAGCAGAUGAUGGAGGAAAUCCGCCAGACCAGCGCAAAAAAUGAAGAGAGCGCACGGCAAAGCGCAGAAGUUAUUGUUAAACUGGAGAGCGUCGUCCAACAGGUGGAGUCUCUGAGGAGUGUUGUGGAUGGACUGGAGUCGUCGCUGGGCAUCACACGGGUGGAGAUGGAGGGGGCCAUCAGCCGGAUGAAGAAGGGAGAGGUGGAGACCAGGAAGGUUGAGGAGGCCCUUCACAAGCUCCAGAAUGAUCUACUCAGGGACCUCUCUCAGGGCAUUACUGAGGUGAAGGAGGCUCGUGAGAAGGACUUCUCCUCCUUAGAGAAGACUGUGGAGGAGCGCUUGGCUGAGGUGAGUCAGUCCAUCACAGCCAGCGUCACCGAGUUCACCGAAGCUCAGGGAGAGGCGCAGAGUCAGCUGGCAGAACUCAAAGCCCGUCUAGGAGACCUGGAAGACCCCACACUGAUCAAACAGGAAAUCGCUGCCAUUGUUGACACUGUAGCUGAAAUCAGAACAGCUAAGCAGGCAGCUGAUGCUUCAGUUGAUUCACUCAGGGACCAGAUAGGUGCAGUGAGAGAAGAGCUCCAGACCCGCAACCAGGAAGUGGUCUCACUGUCACAAGAAGUUGAGUCAGUCAGGACAGUGGUGCAACAGAAUAUUGGGAACCUGAAGCAGUCUGUCUCUGCAGCAGAGUCUGAUAUCCUGACUUUAAAGGAUAAAACUGCAACACUGGAGGGCAGCAUGGCACAGGCUACUGACUCUGUUCAUAAUGUGGAGCAACAGCUAGAUGAAGCAACCACUCAAGCCCAGAAAAGGUCAGAAGACCUGGAAGCCAGAGUUAGAGCAUCAGAGGAGAGUGGGGAUUCACUGUCCACAUCACUCACAGACAUCACUGCUAAAAUAGAAUCACUGCUGGCCAAGUAUGACACCCAUGAAAGUAUUCUUUCUGCACAAGGACAAAUUGCAGAUAAAACCAAAAAUGGCAUAGAGCAGGGGAUGGAGGCAUUUAAAAGCAACCUGGAGGAGCUCCAGACCAACCUGGCUGCUCUUACCAAUGCCCAAGCUAAACUGGUUGCAAAGGACUCCAGCCUGGGCCAUCAGGUGGAGGACUUGGUGAAAAGGCUGACCUCUCUGGAGGACAGCAGCACAAGCAGCGUGAAGUCAGAGCAGCUGAAGAGCUUACAAAGCAUGGUAGCUGGCUUGGAAAACAAAGCAGCUAAGCUAGAAGGCCACGAACAAGCCAUUUCUGCACUUCAGAAAGCCGUGGAGAAGACAACACAGACACUAGAAGGCUUAUCUAGAGCCCCAAAGAAGUAGGGAAAGUAGCAAACAGUCUAAUAUGACACCACCAAAACAUCCAACAUGGACAGUAAUGAGUCCAAAUGGGUAACUAGGACCUACUUGAGGCGUUUCUCAGUACUUCAUGGUUAAUGCCAGGAUGUUGCCCCAUUUCAAGUAGAUAAGGAGCGAUUGUGAGGGUUGGGUCCUAAGAGAGGGGGGCAGAGCUGGACUGCUGAUCUGUGAAUUCAAAUCCACACUCAUUCUGCACUGUAGUUUUAUUCCACUUUUUUUUUUACUCUUCUGUGUCAUGACUGUCUUUUGAUGCAGUAAGCUCCUUUUGAGCACUCCAUUGUUUACUCUUUUGCCUUUUUUUUUAACAAUAAAAACUCUGU